This is a messenger RNA of Penicillium cinerascens, 1977 nucleotides long. RefSeq lists its product as uncharacterized. The transcript has 2 exons. Gene Ontology annotation, molecular function: mRNA binding. Lineage: Eukaryota; Fungi; Ascomycota; Eurotiomycetes; Eurotiales; Aspergillaceae. The record is from RefSeq and is a predicted model, not a curated record. Gene Ontology annotation, biological process: mRNA processing. Gene Ontology annotation, cellular component: exon-exon junction complex. The coding region runs from base 1 to 1977 and encodes 658 amino acids.
AUGGCUCCUCGUCAACGCCACAUCGGGGCUAGCCGUAGGAAGAGAAGGGAAGACGAGGGCGAGGACGAGGGCUCGCUGGCCGGUGAUGUCGAAGAUGACUCUUUGAGUGAAGGGUCAGCAGACAGUCACCAGGAUGAGGAUGCCGAUGGGGAGGGCAGCGAGAGCGAGGAUGACACCGCGACAGCCACAGAUGCGGGCAAAGCCAACGGUGGCCAGGUAAACGGGCGUAAUCCGGUUCAGCCCCGACGCAGCUCCUCAUCACGCGGAAAGCCAGGACUGAAGACAACGGUAUCGGACACCGAGGCGAUGAUGAAGGGACUGAAGAUCUCUGACCACGCUGGCGAGGAGUCUCACUUUGACGAGAUGGCGGAAGGUCGAGUGUUCCAGACCGGCCGCACGCCGUCGGCUCCGCCCACCGAACCGAAGCGGGAAACUUUGGCUGCGAAGAAGCGCCGUGAGCACGAUAAAUAUGUGAAGGAGCGAGAUCAGAACCCGGCCUUUGUGCCAACUCGUGGCAGCUUCUUCCUUCAUGACAAGCGGACAAAUGAAGGUGGCAACGGCCGUCCCUUCAACAAGGGCAAAUCGAGACCGGUUGGUCUCAUCGUCGAUGGGAAUGCUCGCAGGAACUCUGCAAAGCCCGAUGCGAGUGAGGGCCAGUGGGCCCACGAUCUCCACGAUACCGUUGCCGGCGAUGACAAGCCUGCGCCGAAACACUCGUCUCCCUCCACAGUGCCUCAAACUUCAAUGACCGUGCCGACAGCGCCCCGAUCUUCACCGCCAAACCGAUCCUUCUCUAGCACAACUUUGAUGGGAAAUGUGUCAGUCCGUGUAUUCUUACCGGGCAUGGCCCAGGACAAGCCGUUCCCCGUAAUGCUGAAGAAGCACACCCGGCUCCCUCAACAUCGUCCUCCCCUGCGCCGUGAUAAGCCGGUGCGAAUCUCUCUUCCAGGUCAACCUCCUCGCUAUAUCUUCCCGUCUACUGAGCGUUCAUUCAUCUUCAUUCCCCGCGCAUUGCGCCCCAACCAGCAAGGCUAUCGGGGCCGUGGCCGCGGCGGUGGAUUCUACAGUGGACGACGGCCCAGCUAUUAUUCCAACACCUAUACCCCCAGUGUUCUUAGCCGUCGGUCUUCUCUUGGUAUGCCUGCGUCCCAAGAUGGAUACCCAUCGCCUGCAGGCUCAGUCUACUCCCGGCCAGUUAUGGUCCCACCCGACAUUGGCAAACCCGUUGUUCGUCUGCCACCUCCACCGCGUCCUCCAGUUGGCAUUCCGCCCAUGGGGCCUGGCGCUAUGAUGCCACAAGUUCCGCCACCAAUGCCACCCAUGCAACCGCUGCAUCCUAUGUAUCGUGAAAGCCGCGCUGGCCCGAUCCCAAUACAUCAACCUCGCCCUCAGAAAACAGUGUCCGUGGCGGAUAUUGAAAGUCCAGCGACUUUCCCGUUCAACCCGCCGCAGCCCCAGCAGGAGCAGCCGUUCCAUCAUCAAGUUCCUGGACCCGUCCCUGGGCCGGGCCAAGAUCCAACUGCCCGCGGCCCGCCCAGUCAGGCUUCGGGAACUCCGCUCUCCCAGAUCCCGGAGCGGGCGAUCCACGCCCAGCCUUUCCAGCCAUACAGUUAUCCACAGCAGCCUGUCUUCUACCCGGGCUAUCCUACUGGUGGCAUGUACUAUCCGAGCUCCGGGUCCGAGUAUCCUGCCUAUAACGGACCGAUGGGCCCUGGUGCCUCCGUCCCGAACUUCAACCCCAGUCAGCAGGCGAUGCCGUACGCCGGUGAGCAAUCCUCGCAGGCUGACACGGUAGCCCACGAGUCUGGAGGCACAACAUACUUCUACUCGUCAGGCCAAGGGUACUCCAAUCCCAAUUACGGGACAGGGCCCGGAGCCGGGGGUGUAGUGGGGAUGGGGGGGAUGAUGACGCCUCCAGGCGCUACGUACUACUACGGGCAGCCACCGGGGCCCGGGGGAGUGUACUACGGGCAGUGA